Tigriopus californicus is the source of this 1355-nucleotide messenger RNA. It is a transcript of the gene pelo, whose product is annotated as protein pelota-like. Gene Ontology annotation, cellular component: cytoplasm. The transcript has a single exon. Gene Ontology annotation, biological process: RNA surveillance; nuclear-transcribed mRNA catabolic process, non-stop decay; nuclear-transcribed mRNA catabolic process, no-go decay. Bases 137 to 1294 code for a protein of 385 amino acids. The record is from RefSeq and is a predicted model, not a curated record. Lineage: Eukaryota; Metazoa; Arthropoda; Copepoda; Harpacticoida; Harpacticidae.
GCUGAUGUUGAGUGUUGACGUUUAGACGUUUACAUUAGACGGGUCAUGUCCAACGUCUUAGUCAUUGAGGAUCCACCCAGCCCCGGCCCAGCGGCAUAACGUGAUUCAUAAUAUUUGCGCCAUUUAAGCGAUCACGAUGAAACUGGUUCACCGGAAUUUGGAGAAAAACGCGAGCGGCUCGCUCACGUUGAUCCCCGAAGAAACCGAAGACAUGUGGCACGUGUUCAACCUGAUCUCGGAGGGCGACCAAGUGCGGGCCUCAACCAUCCGCAAAGUGACCACGGAAUCGGCCACAGGCUCCACUACCAGUAAUCGGGUGCGCACCACGCUCACCAUUUGCGUGGAAGACAUCGAUUUCGACACACAAGCCUGCAUGCUCCGCCUCAAGGGACGGAACGUGGCCGAAAAUGCCUAUGUCAAGAUGGGCGCCUAUCACACGCUAGACGUGGAGCCCAACCGGAAGCUAACCUUGGAGAAGUCCGAGUGGGAUUCGGUUCACUUGGACCGCAUCGAAUUGGCCACGGACCCGGUAAAGCACGCUGAGGUAGCGGCUAUUGUCAUGCAGGAGGGGCUGGCUCAUAUUUGUUUGGUCACGUCGUCUAUGACGAUUGUCCGCAGCAAGAUUGAUGUACCCAUUCCGCGGAAACGCCGCGGAAACACCACUAAUCACGAUAAAUCCCUUCAGCGCUUCUACGAUAACGUCUUGCAAGCUGCAUUGCGGCACGUCAAUUUCGAGGUCGUCAAAGCUGUGAUCGUGGCCUCGCCCGGGUUCACACGCGAUCAGUUCAUGGAUUUCGUGUGGCAAUACGCGGCGCGCAACGAGACCAAGAUAUUAUUCGAGAAUCGGGCCAAGUUCUUGUCUGUCCACGCCUCCAGCGGGUUUGCUCAUGCCCUCAAUGAAGUGCUGCGCGAUCCUGUGGUGUUAAACCGACUUUCCGAUACGAAAGCCGCUGACGAGGUCAAGGCCUUGGAAACGUUUUUCAAAACCCUGCAAAAUGAUCCGACUAAGGCCUAUUACGGUGAGCGACACGUGCAACUGGCGUGUGAGGCCCAGGCCAUUGAAACUCUCCUCAUAUCUGACCAGUUAUUUCGGGCCCAAGAUGUGGCUCAAAGACGGAAAUUUGUGAAACUGGUCGAUGAUGUGCAAGAUAGUGGCGGUGAAGUGAAAUUAUUCUCGUCGUUGCACGAAAGUGGCAAACAGUUAGACCAACUCACGGGUCUAUGUGCGAUUUUACGGUUUCCCAUGCCCGAACUGGACGAGGAUGACAGCGAUGAUGAACCAGAUUCGGAUUAAUUGAUUUUGUUUUGAAUACCUUUUUUACAUUAGGAAAAUACACACAUGCUCUCAAAUUAAA